This is a messenger RNA of Vollenhovia emeryi, 1496 nucleotides long. Its product is annotated as retinol dehydrogenase 12-like. The transcript is spliced from 7 exons. The record is from RefSeq and is a predicted model, not a curated record. The coding region runs from base 232 to 1230 and encodes 332 amino acids. Lineage: Eukaryota; Metazoa; Arthropoda; Insecta; Hymenoptera; Formicidae.
GCUCAGAAACAUCUGCACACUUAUCGGCUAUUAAUUCAAAUUCCAUUUGUAAGUAUGACAGUCAUUUCUUAUGCAGUUCCAUUUCUCCUGCACUCGUUAUCGAGAUACGUUAUAAAGUAUGCGGUAAAAAUGAAUGUUGCAUGUAUCAUACGUUGGAUAGCAAAGCGAGUUCAGUGAAAUAGAGAUAAAACUUGAACAUUAGUGCUAUUGUGAACGCGGAAAUAUCGUAAAAUGUGGCCCUUUAACAGAAUGUGUACAAGUAAAGCGCGUCUUGACGGUAAAACUACCAUGAUAACAGGGGCAAAUAGCGGACUUGGCCUGGAGACUGCUAAAGACUUUUACAGAAGAGGUGCCAGAGUGAUUCUUGCCUGUCGAAAUAUGGAACUGGCAAAAGAGGCAAUCGAGAAAAUAAAAAAUAAUCCAACUUCAGGGAUCGAUAAGGAGGAAUACCGAAAUGGUGCAGGGGAACUCGCAAUUUAUUCCCUGGAUCUCUGUAGUUUAAAGAGCGUGAGGAAUUGCGCUGAAAACGUUUUGAAAAAUGAAGCAGCUCUUCAUAUACUCGUAAACAACGCCGGCGUAGCGUUGCUACCGCAUCAGAAAACUGAAGAUGGGCAUGAAGCGUUAUUUCAGAUAAAUUAUCUCGGCCAUUUUCUGCUAACGUUACUACUGCUGCCAAAAAUGCAAUUAUCCUCUCCUGGCUGCAGGAUAGUCAACGUCUCUUCUGUAUUGCAUUUUUUCGGUGAUAUAAAUUUCGAUGAUAUCAAUCUGGAUAAAGCUCGCGGCUUAAUGACCGCUUAUUAUCAAUCUAAACUGGCGAUUAUUUUGAUCACCAAGGAACUUGCAUAUCGAUUGCAAAAGGCAAACAUUCAUGGAAUAAAUGUGUAUUCUUUGCAUCCCGGCCUUGUACCGACGCAAAUCUUUCGACACGGUGACAAUGCAAUGUUUUUGGGAGCGUACUAUUGUUUUAAUUUACUUACAAGGACAUUUUGUAAGAACAUUGUACAAGGAGUGCAAACGACAAUAUAUUGUUCAGUGGAUGAAAAAGUAGCCAACCAGUCUGGACUCUAUUAUUCAAACUGUAACGUCGCCAUUUCGCAAUGGAGAGCGAAAGAUGAUCAAUACGCUAAGAAAUUGUGGAAUUUAUCCUGCCGGCUUUUGCAUCUGGACCCUGAAUAUGAUUUUACUACACUUUUGGAAGCUGCCUCGCGUCAGCGUCAGCUCACAAAGUAAAAGGAUGCGUUUACAUCACAUAUUGAUUCAUGUAAUAGUAUUUCAUCUUUAAGUUGUUAAAAUAAAUAAUUGAUGCUUGUUUUGUAAAUUAAAUUUAGCUAUUCGUAUUCAUAUUACAUUUAUUUGUGCUGACAUCGACGCUCUACUUAUGUAAUACAGAUAACAUUUAAAAAAAGCAACGUAUUAUGCAUAUGUGAUACGAUUCUAUAUCAUAAAUUACAAUAUAUGUAUAGAUACUACAAAAUUUACAAUUACCUUGUUACUGC